AUGACGAACAUGCAGAAAGCUCUGUUUAUAAAAGAGAUCGGGAAGCCCCUGACUUUGGACACUCGUCCAAUAUCAAGUCCUAAAGAAGGGGAAGUUCUUAUCAAGGUAAAUGCAACUCAAGUACUUCCUCACGAUACCGCAAGCAGAGACCGUGGGCUCUUCGUUCAAGGCCACUUGCCCGCAAUUCCCGGCCACAACAUCGCAGGUAUCGUCCAAGAACUCGGACAAAAUGUCACAGAGUACUCCAUCGGCCAGCACAUCUAUGGGCAAGGUGAGGCAGUCGCCGUGAUCCCUGACUCGAGUGGGCUUCAAGAGUAUGCGACUUUGCCAAUCAAUAUGUCUGCUCCAGUACCAGAAGGUUUCACGGAUGACCAAAUGGCCACGCUUCCCAUUAACGCUACGACCACCUUCUGUGCUCUUUUUCUUCAGAACUGGUUGGGCUUCCCUGCUCCUUUCUCGACUGAAGCGAAAACCUUCGACUAUGGCAAGGAAAAGCUAGUCAUCGUCGGUGGCGGCACGAAUUGUGGAAAGCUCGCAGUUCAGCUCGCUAAGAUUGCAGGCAUCGGAACGAUUGUAUCUAUAGCAUCUUUGAGCGGAGAGCAAAAUCUGCGAGCAAUGGGAGCAACACACGUUGUUGAUCGUCAUUCGGACGAC
Molecule: messenger RNA, 654 nt
Organism: Mollisia scopiformis
Lineage: Eukaryota; Fungi; Ascomycota; Leotiomycetes; Helotiales; Mollisiaceae
Product: GroES-like protein
Exons: 2
Molecular function (GO): oxidoreductase activity, acting on NAD(P)H
Source: RefSeq, a predicted model, not a curated record